UUUCCGUCUUGUUCACCGCGCCCCGCGUCCAUCUUGAAUUUUUCGGUUCGGGAAGUUAUAACUGAACGGUUUCAUCCGAGCGGUAUCUUUCGUAGCUUUGCCCAUCGACAUGUCUAAAAAAGACAACUUGGUUUACAAGGCCAAGUUGGCCGAGCAGGCUGAGCGUUAUGACGAGAUGAAAGAUCAUAUGAAGGAAAUUGCACUGGAAGGUGGAGAACUUUCGAUAGAAGAACGCAACUUACUCUCAGUUGCCUACAAGAAUGUCAUUGGUGCGAGAAGAGCUUCUUGGCGCGUUCUCUCAAGCCUGGAGAAAACCCAAAACGACGAACCCAAGAAGGAAGUAAUAAAAACAUACAAAGAGAGCGUGGAAACGGAAUUAAAGGGCAUCUGCAGUGAAAUUUUAGAAUUAUUGGAUGGCAACCUGAUAGAAAACGCCAAAGAUCCGGAAUCGAAAGUCUUCUACCACAAAAUGAAGGGAGACUACUGGCGCUAUCAGGCUGAGUUUCUUCCUGACAAAAAGGAUGAUGAGUCAGUUCCUAAAGAAAUUGCCAAGUCUCUUAAGGCUUACGAAGAUGCUCAUGAACAUGCCAAGGAGCUGCCAUGUACACAUCCAAUAAGACUGGGACUGGCUCUCAACUUUUCCGUUUUCUAUUAUGAGAUAAAGAAUGAACCAGAUAAAGCAUGUAAAUUGGCAAAGGAAGCAUUUGAUGAAGCUAUUGCUGCACUUGAACUACUGUCAGAGGACAAGUAUAAGGAUAGCACUUUAAUUAUGCAGCUCCUUAGGGACAACUUGACUCUGUGGACAUCAGAGACCCAAGGAGAAGACAUUGAAGUGCAAGAUGUAGAAGACAAGGAUUCCUGAAGAAUUCCAAGGAAGAAUGGAGACAUCUUAAUUAGUUUAUAGGACAUGAAUAUCCACUUGCAUCUUUUUUUUUUUGUCAUUGUUGUAGAGUGAGCAUCACGGAAUGUGAAUGAUUCCUGCAUGGGUUUAUGCUUAGGUUUUUAGUUAGCAGCACAUGCUUGGCUUUGCGCCUGUUCAGCCAUUUCUCAACAACAACCAUGUUUCAUAUCAGUUUGAAGUACAUUUAAGUGUAACAUGGCAGUGUAGAUAUGGCUCAGGCCACUCUUGUGUCAACUAAACUCCAACAGAAAGUCCCAGCAAGGAAGCCUAACUAAUUUGUAAAUUAUUUCCAGUUCUCUUUCCAUGGAUUCUUAGUGUUUCUAAGAGAUAAGUGAUGAUUAUUUUAGAUCUUAAAUGUAUUUUCAUCCAUAUUUCCCCUUGUACAUAGGGAAUUGUAUGAUUUACUUUCUUCUUUGAGAUAUUAAAGUGAAGUAUAGAUAUUGCUGUACGUAUGCAUUUUUUAGCAAUAAAGCUUAAGGUGGACCUGGAAGUGGGUCAGUUACUUUUGGUAUUUCCAAUAAGUUGAUGAGCAUCAGGAGAGAGAGUCCAUUUUCACAAAGUACUUUUAAAACAGAUAUCGUAGAAAUAAACAUGUUCAGUCCUAGCAUGCAACAUUUAGUGUCAUUUAGUGUAUUUGAUGUUUUGAAUCUGGUAUUUGACAGACUUUGGAUUAGUAACCAUCAAAGUCAAUCCGAUUUAAUUAUCUUGAUAAUAAAUUAAAGUAUGGCUCUAUA
This is a messenger RNA of Pocillopora damicornis (cauliflower coral), 1635 nucleotides long. Its product is annotated as 14-3-3 protein epsilon. Lineage: Eukaryota; Metazoa; Cnidaria; Anthozoa; Scleractinia; Pocilloporidae. The record is from RefSeq and is a predicted model, not a curated record.